Cotesia glomerata is the source of this 1903-nucleotide messenger RNA. RefSeq lists its product as uncharacterized. The transcript has 2 exons. Lineage: Eukaryota; Metazoa; Arthropoda; Insecta; Hymenoptera; Braconidae. The record is from RefSeq and is a predicted model, not a curated record. Bases 179 to 1903 code for a protein of 574 amino acids.
UCCGCUUAAAAAUUGUUUUGUGUUAAGUGAAGUGUAAUACCGCUAGGAAAGGUCGAGUGUCAGGAGCAUCGCAGAGCACAUCGGGUGCUGCUCCUGGUAGUCAUUCGUACACCGGUACGCUGAACUUUCCGCUUUAAUUGACUGAAAACUCGAUCUCGGUCCUAUAUUAAACACCGCAAUGCAGUUUGUUACAGCUAUUGCUAUGCAAAAGCAGUACCUGGAUGCUUUGUACGCCAUGGUGGAUCGCUUAACUAAUGAGGAGCUUAACUCGCUUACGAUCACCGCUAUUGAGUCAGUGGCAACACAAAGCUCCAAGAUUUGGCUGGACAUCACUAACUUGAACUCGCUGAUCUUUGAGACGUACCCGGAAGUACUUGAACACGAGUACCACGUCGGGAAUCAUUAUACUAACGCUCACGCCACCUAUGCAAUCUUGGAGACCCGCAUAGCCACCCGCAAAGACGUCAUUCAGCAGGAGAUUGAUGCCAGAGAAGCCGCACAAACGCAACAAAACCUGGCUAUGCACAGCACCGCCUUCAUGGGAGGCUCAUCGGGUACUGGACUCCCAAAAAUUAAGCUCCAGAGCUUCUCUGGAGACUUUAAGCGCUGGGGAUCAUUUAGUCAGCUCUUCUCUGAUAUUGUUAUUGACAAUGCACUUCUGAAAAACAGCCAGAAGAUGCAUUAUUUGAAGACAUUCACCAAAGAUGAAGCACACCAGCUUAUUGGAAACAUGUCAUCCACUGAUGAGUCAUUUGAGCCCGCAUGGAACCUUUUGAAAAGCCGCUAUUCCAAUCUUCGCCGCGUUGUAUCAUCACAUCUUGAAGACCUGCUGGUUGGUGAGUCUGUUCCCGCUAGAUCAGCCGCUAAAUUGGAUGUCUUGUUACUAUCCAACCAAAAGGCUCUGGAUUCCAUCAAGGCACAAGGAGUUCCAGUAGGUCACUGGGACCUCAUAAUCAUACACCUGACGCUACGCCGCUUGCCGCCCGCCGUUAGAGAAGAUUGGGAGACCAGCCUGGGUCUUACUGAUAACAUGCCGACUUACGUUCAGCUCCACGAGUUUCUCAAGUCCAAAGUCAGGGCUUGGGAGAACUUGGAACCCGCUUCGGAACCCAAGAAGCAAUCUGAAGGUCAUAAAUCCGGAGGCUCACGCAGUAAUAAACCUCAGAAGACAACAUCCUCUUACACCGCUACUCAAUACAAAGCAAAGCCCAGAAGAAAUUGCCCGCUGUGCCCUGAGGAACAUUACAUGUUGUUCUGUCCAAUCUUUAAGGCCGCUACUUUGGAGGAACGAAUCGACAUAGUCGAAAAAUACCGCCUGUGCUACAAUUGCUUGGGCCCGCAUCGCGUCGCUGAUUGUAAGACCGCUCAAGGAUGCAGGAAGUGCAGUCAACGUCAUCAUACUUCCAUCCAUCGAGAUACACCGCCUAAAUCUGCACCACAGACACUUGCAGACAACGCACAAGAUCCGCUUUCCGCUCAAGUAUUGCUAGCUACCGCUUUAGUCCAGGUCCGCCCACAUCAUGGUAAUCCAAUCACCGCCAGAGUGUUGAUUGAUCAAGGUUCAGAGCUCUUAUUUAUGAGACAGUCGCUCUUCAAGAAGCUUGGACAACCGCUACAGCGUGACAUGGUCAUGCUCAAGGGCAUUGGCAAUGUCUCCGCAGGAAGCUCACUAGGUGUGAGCACAAUUGAGCUUCGUUCGCUGUGUACGACCGCAUCAAUGCAUGUCAGCAUGCAUAUUCUACCAACACUGACGGUAGAUCUUCCAUCGUUCGUGAUCGCUGAUCCGAAAUGGCCGCAUCUUGAGAAUCUCAAGCUCGCUGACCCGCAGUAUCUACAGCCACGCCCUGUAGAUAUUAUUCUAGGUGCAUCACCAGCCGCACAGAUUAUGAACGCAGAGAUUUAA